CCUCUUCAAAUGUGUUUUUAGAGGCAAUGGGAACUCUAAUCGUGCCGAUUCAAACCGUUUACCCCUAAAGGGAGUGGGGGUGGGGAUUACGUAUUAGUAUUGCUGUGUCUUGCAAUUUGCGGCGGCAUUAUACUAGCAGUGGAAUUUUAGUGAGCGGUGGGAGACUAAAGCAGCUUUAUGAAUGUUAAUACUCUAUGGUUUUUCCUUUUCUCCUCGUUUCAGCUGCGCAAACCAUGCAGGAUGAUUUACUGAUGGACAAAAGCAAAGUCCAGCCUCAGCAGCAGCGGCAGCAGCAAGAUCCAAACGCAGCAGAAGCUCCUUCUACACCCAUAACGUCAGAGACACCCAAACCGGAGGACAGUCCAGUGACUAGCAUCGGCUCAGCAGCUCCUGCCCAAAAUAGCAAAGAAAAGAUGCAAAUGGAGUCUCCCAUCUUGCCGGGCUUAAGUUUCCACCAGCCUCAGCAGGAGCCUACAGCCAGCACGUCCUUGUCUCCCUCCUUCGGAAGCACUUGGUCUACAGGGACCACAAACGCAGUGGAUGAUAGCUUUUUUCAAGGGAUUACCCCAGUUAAUGGGACAAUGCUUUUCCAAAAUUUCCCUCAUCAUGUCAAUCCUGUUUUUGGAGGCACUUUCUCCCCCCAGAUUGGCCUAGCUCAGACUCAGCACCACCAACAACAGCAGCAGCAGCAACAAGCACAGCAGCAGCAAAGGAGGUCACCGGUCAGCCCUAAUCAGGCAUCUUUUGCCCAGAGAAAUGCUGCUUAUAGCCAUCAGCCCAUCAUGACCAGCAAACCUUCUUCCUCUUCCACCUCCACCUCUUCUCCUUCCAGCUGGAAUAACCAUCAAAAUGCAGCUUGGAGUACACCUUCCAAUCCUUGGGGUGGGCUGCAAGCUGGCAGAGACCCUCGAAGGGCAGUAGGUGUGGGAGUUGGUGUGGGAGUUGGAGUUGGAGUGCCAUCCCCACUCAAUCCCAUUUCACCUCUUAAGAAGCCCUUUUCUACCAAUGUUAUUGCCCCACCGAAAUUUCCCCGGGCUGCUCCUCUAGCUCCAAAAUCCUGGAUGGAAGACAACGCCUUCAGGACAGACAAUGGCAAUAAUCUGUUGCCUUUUCAGGACCGGAAUCGGCCCUAUGAUACUUUUAACUUGCACUCUUUGGAAAACUCAUUAAUGGAUAUGAUAAGGACUGAUCAUGAACCUCUUAAAGGUAAACACUACCCUCCCAGUGGCCCACCAAUGAGUUUCGCUGAUAUAAUGUGGAGGAAUCAUUUUACAGGUCGUAUGGGUAUAAAUUUUCAUCAUCCGGGAACAGAUAACAUUAUGACACUCAAUACCAGAAGCUAUGGGCGGAGACGAGGUCGAUCUUCACUGUUUCCUUUUGAAGAUGGCUUUCUGGAUGACAGUCAUGGUGACCAGUCUUUAUCAUCAGGUCUCAACUCCCCAACCCGCUGUCAGAAUGGUGAAAGAGUCGAACGCUAUUCUAGGAAAGUGUUUGUUGGAGGUCUGCCUCCUGACAUUGAUGAAGAUGAAAUCACUGCUAGCUUUCGUAGGUUUGGACCUCUUGUGGUGGACUGGCCUCACAAAGCUGAAAGCAAGUCAUAUUUUCCACCUAAAGGUUAUGCUUUUCUGCUGUUCCAGGAAGAAAGCUCUGUUCAAGCUCUGAUAGAUGCCUGUCUAGAAGAAGAUGGUAAACUUUAUUUAUGUGUAUCAAGUCCCACUAUUAAGGAUAAACCAGUACAAAUUCGACCUUGGAAUUUAAGCGACAGCGACUUUGUAAUGGAUGGUUCUCAACCUUUAGACCCCAGAAAAACUAUUUUUGUGGGAGGAGUUCCACGACCCCUCCGAGCUGUUGAACUAGCUAUGAUUAUGGAUCGUUUGUAUGGAGGAGUCUGCUAUGCUGGCAUUGAUACAGACCCAGAGUUAAAGUACCCCAAAGGUGCUGGUAGAGUGGCUUUCUCCAAUCAGCAGAGCUAUAUUGCUGCUAUUAGUGCACGCUUUGUCCAGCUCCAGCACAAUGACAUCGAUAAACGGGUGGAAGUAAAGCCAUACGUGCUUGAUGAUCAGAUGUGUGAUGAAUGCCAGGGUACUCGCUGUGGCGGAAAAUUUGCCCCAUUCUUUUGUGCCAAUGUUACCUGCUUGCAGUAUUACUGUGAAUACUGUUGGGCGAGCAUUCAUUCUCGGGCUGGACGAGAGUUCCACAAGCCACUCGUGAAGGAAGGAGGCGACCGGCCCCGCCACGUGCCCUUCCGUUGGAGCUGAGGCCCGGGCUGAAGGCCAGCAGUACUGGAGCCAACUGGAUUGAAGGGGAAAGGAGUGCUGCCUCAGGGCUUUUGUGUUCUGGAAAUCUGUGCAUUCAUCCUUGACUUUAAUGAAGAGAUGGGUCUUUUUAUUAUGAUGAUGGUUAUGAUUAUAAUGAUGAUUAUGAUGAUGAUUAUGAUUAUUUACAGUCACAUUACUGGAUGCUAUGUCCAGUAUAAUACAAGCCUAGCAGAGUGUAACUGUACUGAUUUUGCACUUUGAUUCACACAAACAUCUGCUUGGUACCUUAAUUUCUUAACUGAGACUUGUCACGGCUAACAAUAAGUAGACUGCUAUGGUCAUCAGCCUCCACUAGGUUGGUGUAUAUGUGAUUAAGAUUUUUUUUUUAAUUAUGUACUUUUAUUUUAAAACUGGAGCAUG
Messenger RNA from Ahaetulla prasina, 2678 nucleotides. It is a transcript of the gene CPEB3, whose product is annotated as cytoplasmic polyadenylation element binding protein 3. Gene Ontology annotation, biological process: negative regulation of cytoplasmic translation. Gene Ontology annotation, cellular component: nucleus; neuron projection; cytoplasm. The transcript is spliced from 10 exons. Gene Ontology annotation, molecular function: ribosome binding; mRNA regulatory element binding translation repressor activity; mRNA 3'-UTR binding. NCBI's taxonomy places the organism in Eukaryota, Metazoa, Chordata, Lepidosauria, Squamata, Colubridae. The record is from RefSeq and is a predicted model, not a curated record. Bases 195 to 2258 code for a protein of 687 amino acids.